UGUAAUAGAAAAAUUUAGUUCUAUAGAAAGUUUUUCAAACUAAGCUGCUAAAUAUUCGGAAGAGAAUUAUAGUCCAUCAAUACUUUACAUAUUAAGGAUGCAAUAAUAAUAUGGCCAAAACUCCAAAAAAAAUGAAGGGUGCUAAAAAUAAGGGUCGGCAAAAGAAAAAGCGGAAGCCUAUAAAUGCUAAACGUAAGACUCCUGCUAAUUACAAGAAACCCUGCAACGUUCGCAAACAAAUGAAACAAUCAGUAUCAAGUAAAACCGAUGUCGACUGGUGUCCCAAAAUAUUUGAAAUAUUUAUGCCUAAGCCCCCUAUGCAGAAAGCUGAUAAACACCUCACUAAGCAUUUUGUUUACACAUCCGUUACUACAAAGGGUAAAGGAAAAAAACGUAAACAAUAUUCAGAACGAGUAGUGUACCAGCAACCUAAACCAACUCUUGAACCAUGUAAGGAAGAAAGUACUGUGAAUAACAUCGGAAAUAUAAUUUUUCCGCUGGGUCCAUACCUCCCUCAACCAUGUGAAAUACCAGAAUCGAGUCCAACAAAUCGCCGCAAGAAACGUGCAAAGCAAAAGAAGCGUGCAGUGAAGAAGAAGGCAAUAUGCAAGGCUAAAAAAAAGCGCAAAUUAAAGGCAACUAACCAAAAAUUCCAGCAGCAACCCAUACUUAUGCAGGAGUCUAUGGAGUCUGAGCCAGAAACGGUUGACGUAUCCGAAACUGAGAUUGAACAGGACAGAAGUGUAUUUCCUCAAAUCUCAAACUAUGUUAAAAAAAAAUUUAACGGGUUUUUUAACAAUGUUUUAAACUUCAUAAAGGGUACGCCACAAUCUCCACCAGAACUUCCUGCACCUUUGGCACGUUUGUUGAAGAAGGAGUCAAAAAGCAUGAUACUUAACUCACAGUUUGUUUACAAACUUGUAUGUGAUUUGCCUUAUAAUAGUAAAGUUCUUGUUUUUGGGAGUAUGCCUUCGAAACCAUUUUCAAAUAUGUCCCAAACAGUACAAAUAAUUGAGAAUGUGGAUGAAAUAACGCAAAGUCAAGGUCAAUUUAAAAACUCAUCUGCAGAUAUGAUUGUUUUCAAUCACUCCUUACAUGGUUCGGAUUUUCAACAUCCUGUAUUAGAAGCGAACAGGAUUCUAAAAUUAGGGGGGCAAUUGGCACUCAUUGAUAUAUUUUGUGUUGAAGACAAUAGUAGUAAAUUUACUGAUGCAAUGGCCAAAGCCGGAUUUAAACUAAAAAGUCGCAACAUUGUCGAUAAAACAUCAUACGAAUAUGUCUUCAAAAAGACCCGCCGCGUCACCAACCUAGAGUAUAUAAAGCCUUUCUGUUUGACGGUGGCUAAAUACCGCAAAGUUUAACGGCAACAUAAUGUAGGAGUUCGCCACAAAUAAUACAAAUUCAAAAAGUUUUACAAAAUUCAGUGGUCAACAUUUCAAUAUU
Molecule: messenger RNA, 1443 nt
Organism: Teleopsis dalmanni
Lineage: Eukaryota; Metazoa; Arthropoda; Insecta; Diptera; Diopsidae
Product: ribosomal RNA-processing protein 8-like
Exons: 4
Coding region: 111-1361 (416 amino acids)
Molecular function (GO): methyltransferase activity
Source: RefSeq, a predicted model, not a curated record